This is a messenger RNA of Ceratosolen solmsi marchali, 2158 nucleotides long. RefSeq names its product Meis homeobox homothorax (gene hth). Gene Ontology annotation, biological process: regulation of DNA-templated transcription. The transcript is spliced from 14 exons. The coding region runs from base 483 to 1907 and encodes 474 amino acids. The record is from RefSeq and is a predicted model, not a curated record. Gene Ontology annotation, molecular function: DNA binding. NCBI's taxonomy places the organism in Eukaryota, Metazoa, Arthropoda, Insecta, Hymenoptera, Agaonidae.
CCCAAGCCCAAACCCAAGCCCAAGCCAAGCCAAGCCGAACGAACCCCUGCCAAGCCAAGCCAAGUGGAGUCAAAUCAAACGUAACCAAACCAAACCCAAUUAAGCCUAACCAAGCCAAGCCAAGGGUCAGCAGGCAACUUUGACGUUUAUCGUUCGGCCGACGGGGCCGCUGAAGUAGGCGAGCACGAACUUGCUCCUCGUUUCGUAAAUCCACAGGCGGUGGACAGGACAGAGCCAGCCGUUCGAGCCAUCGCGUUCCGACGGUACGGGGAUACGCGAGUGUUUAACAGUGACAAAGAUUAGCGGUUUAUAGAGGACGCGAGGAGGCUCGAAGGGCACGAGGCUCAAGGCCGAGUAGAGUGCGAUUAGGAAAAGGUGUUUAUUGAGUGAAAAGGCGGAGGCCGAUUGUCAUUUUUGCCGGGGAAAAUACAGCCGCUACGGUGGCUCAGCACGCAGAGUUCCCCGGUGCGGCCAGGGCGUUCAUGGCGCAGCCCAGGGGGUACGAGGACGGCGGGCUACACGGGGGUUACCUCGAGGGUGGCGGCGGCGCGGGCCUCUACGAUCCACAUGGGAGUGCCCGCAGCGUCCCGGGCCUCCACCACAGUCCGCACUUGGGCACCAUGGGCCCGGGUCACCCCCAGUAUCCGCCGCCCCCGCCCCAGCCGCCCCACGUACUCGCGGCAGCGGCUGCAGCAGCGGCCGUACCCGAGGCCCAUGUUAAGCGCGACAAAGACGCCAUUUAUGGGCACCCCCUGUUUCCACUGCUUGCGCUAAUCUUCGAGAAGUGUGAACUAGCGACAUGCACACCACGUGAGCCCGGCGUCGCAGGUGGCGACGUCUGCUCAUCCGAAAGUUUUAACGAGGACAUCGCCGUCUUCUCGAAACAGAUCAGACAAGAGAAGCCUUACUACAUCGCCGACCCGGAGGUGGACUCGCUGAUGGUUCAAGCGAUCCAAGUACUCCGGUUUCACCUCCUCGAGCUUGAAAAGGUGCACGAGCUUUGCGACAACUUCUGCCAUCGGUACAUCAGCUGCCUAAAGGGCAAAAUGCCGAUCGACCUCGUAAUCGACGACCGGGAGAGCACGAAGCCCCCGGAGCUCGGCAACGGCCUCGACGGGGGCGGACCCCGGAGCACCGCCGACAGCACCAGCCAUACCGACGGGGCCAGCACGCCGGACGUCAGGCCACCUUCCUCGUCAUUAUCGUACCCCGGACCUGGUGGAAACGACGACGUGCGCAGCCCCGGCAGCGGAGGUACACCUGGACCCCUCAGCCAACAAGCCCCCACAAGUUUGGAUUCAUCAGAUCCUGAUGCCAUGGGUAAAUGGUGUCAACGUCCUAGAGAUUGGAGUUCGCCGCCCGAUGCGCAAAGAGCGGCGAGCGACGCAGCGCGUCGUGGCGUCCUCUACUCUUCCGUUUUCCUCGGCAGUCCCGACUCAAUGCUUACUGUUUCAGGCGACGCGAGUAACGCGAGUAUCGGCAGUGGCGAAGGGACGGGCGAGGAAGACGACGACUCGUCGGGUAAGAAGAACCAAAAGAAAAGGGGCAUCUUUCCCAAGGUCGCGACCAACAUCCUCAGGGCGUGGCUGUUUCAACACCUCACGCAUCCGUAUCCAUCGGAAGACCAGAAGAAACAGUUGGCGCAGGACACGGGGUUAACGAUUCUUCAAGUCAACAAUUGGUUCAUCAAUGCGAGGCGUAGAAUUGUUCAACCUAUGAUAGACCAGAGCAAUCGAGCCGUGUUUCCGACAUUGUCCGCAGGUCCGAGCGGUGCUUACAGUCCGGACGCGACGAUGGGCUACAUGAUGGACGGACAAGCGGCCAGUAUGAUGCACCGACCUCCAGGCGACCCGACCUUCCACAAUCAGUACCACUAUCCACCCGAAUAUUACGGGCAUCACUUAUAAAGCUGGAUGCACGCGUAGGCGAACGAAAGACGUUGAUGAGACGUCGUGACGAUGAGAUAGCAGGAUGAAGCAUGACUGUCCUAGAGCGCAGACCGGGUACUAUGUGGAAGUGUACGUGCGACCACUAGCAGAGCCACCGCGAUGCGUUGAAAAAGAAAUAUUAAUUAAAUUAGGAGCAGAGCCGACGAUUCUUGCCUCGUGGAUGCUCAUCUCGCUGGAUUAUUCAUGCCCCUCGACUCGGCCGCUGAGGC